Molecule: messenger RNA, 592 nt
Organism: Tachysurus fulvidraco (yellow catfish)
Lineage: Eukaryota; Metazoa; Chordata; Actinopteri; Siluriformes; Bagridae
Gene: rpl32
Product: ribosomal protein L32
Exons: 4
Coding region: 143-550 (135 amino acids)
Biological process (GO): translation
Cellular component (GO): cytosolic large ribosomal subunit; ribosome
Molecular function (GO): structural constituent of ribosome
Source: RefSeq, a predicted model, not a curated record
GCCUCAUGUAGGAAGUUAGAAGGCGUUUGGAAGCCGCUCGGUCACCAACAUCCGGUGUUUCGGAGUAGAUUACCCAGCAUUCCGCGCUCUACUUCCUUCUCUUCUACCGUCUGUCUUUACUGAAGGCAGACCGACCGCUAUCAUGGCCGCGCUCAGGCCCCUUACCAAGCCUAAAAUAGUCAAGAAAAGAACUAAGAAGUUUAUCAGGCAUCAGUCAGAUCGCUAUGUAAAGAUCAAGAGCAACUGGAGGAAGCCACGAGGUAUUGAUAACCGGGUUCGCAGGCGGUUCAAAGGCCAGAUGCUGAUGCCAAACAUCGGUUAUGGUAGCAACAAGAAGACCAAGCACAUGCUGCCAAAUGGUUUCCGGAAAUUCCUUGUGCACAAUGUCAAAGAGCUUGAAGUCCUCCUGAUGAGCAACAAGAGCUACUGUGCAGAAAUUGCCCACAACGUCUCCUCAAAAAACAGGAAGCUGAUUGUGGAGCGAGCAGCUCAGCUAGCCAUCAAGGUCACAAACCCGAAUGCAAGACUUCGCAGCGAGGAGAACGAAUAAUCUGGCAAUAUGGUCUUUUCAAUAAAGUUAAUCAUAAAACCA